Messenger RNA from Lottia gigantea (owl limpet), 984 nucleotides. RefSeq lists its product as hypothetical. The record is from RefSeq and is a predicted model, not a curated record. Lineage: Eukaryota; Metazoa; Mollusca; Gastropoda; Lottiidae. The annotation marks the transcript as partial. The transcript has a single exon.
UUACUGACAUUGAGCUCUAUCAGUGGGAUAAGACGUUUACUGACAUUGAGCUCUAUCAGUAGUAUAAGACGUUUACUGACAUUGAGCUCUAUCAGUAGUAUAAGACAUUUACUGACACUGAACUCUAUCAGUAGUAUAAGACGUUUACUGACAUUGAGUUCUAUCAGUAGUAUAAGACGUUUACUGACACUGGGCUCUAUCAGUAUUAUAAGACGUUUACUGACAUUGAGCUCUAUCAGUAGUAUAAGACGUUUACUGACACUGAGCUCUAUCAGUAUUAUAAGACCUUUACUGACAUUGAGCUCUAUCAGUAGUAUAAGACGUUUACUGACAUUGAGCUCUAUCAGUAGUAUAAGACGUUUACUGACAUUGAGUUCUAUCAGUGGGAUAAGAUGUUUACUGACAUUGAGUUCUAUCAGUAGUAUAAGACGUUUACUGACAUUAAGCUCUAUCAGUGGGAUAAGACGUUUACUGACACUGAGCUCUAUCAGUAGUAUAAGGCGUUUACUGACAUUGAGUUCUAUCAGUAGUAUAAGACGUUUACUGACAUUGAGUUCUAUCAGUGGGAUAAGGCGUUUACUGACAUUGAGCUCUAUCAGUAGUAUAAGGCGUUUACUGACAUUGAGUUCUAUCAGUAGUAUAAGGCGUUUACUGACAUUGAGCUCUAUCAGUAGCAUAAGGCGUUUACUGACAUUGAGCUCUAUCAGUAGUAUAAGACGUUUACUGACAUUGAGUUCUAUCAGUAGUAUAAGACGUUUACUGACAUUGAGUUCUAUCAGUAGUAUAAGGCGUUUACUGACAUUGAGUUCUAUCAGUAGUAUAAGGCGUUUACUGACAUUGAGCUCUAUCAGUGGGAUAAGGCGUUUACUGACAUUGAGCUCUAUCAGUAGUAUAAGGCGUUUACUGACAUUGAGUUCUAUCAGUAGUAUAAGACGUUUACUGACAUUGAGCUCUAUCAGUAGUAUAAGGCGUUUACUGACAUUG